This is a messenger RNA of Conger conger (European conger), 4078 nucleotides long. Its product is annotated as contactin-associated protein-like 2. The coding region runs from base 116 to 4066 and encodes 1316 amino acids. The transcript is spliced from 24 exons. NCBI's taxonomy places the organism in Eukaryota, Metazoa, Chordata, Actinopteri, Anguilliformes, Congridae. The record is from RefSeq and is a predicted model, not a curated record.
AACCAGGCGAGUCUUGCCUUCUGCCUCGGUUGCUCAAAAGCGUCGCCACGGAGAACAUAACCGACGAGAAGCGGUCUUGCGUUUCUUUAUUUUUCGCUGUAGAGCAAAAGUGAACAUGCCGCGGCUCCCCGGACUAGGGACGGCGCUAUUGCUCUGGAUCUCCGGCCGCAUCGUCAGCUUCGCCGCGGCGCUUCCAGCAUCCCAGAAGUGUGACGAGGCCCUAGCGUCUCCCCUCCCGCACAGCGCCUUCUCCGGCUCCUCAACCUUCUCCAGCGGCUACGCCCCGGGAUACGCCAAGCUCAACCAGAGAGGCGGCGCUGGAGGCUGGUCCCCCGCGGAAAACGACAACUACCAGUGGCUGCAGGUGGACCUUGGCAACAGGAAGCAGGUCACAGCCAUAGCAACGCAGGGCAGAUACAGCAGCUCUGAUUGGACGAAGCAGUACAGGCUGCUUUACAGUGAAACGGGGAUGAACUGGAAACCUUACCACCAAGACGGCAACAUAUGGACGUUCUCGGGGAACUCGAACACGGAGAGCGUGGUGCGGCACGACCUGCAGCUGGCCGUCGUGGCGCGCUACCUGCGCAUGGUUCCCCUGCAGUGGAGCGAGGAGGGCCGCAUCGGACUGCGGAUCGAGGUCUACGGCUGCCCUUACUGGGCCGACGCUAUCAACUUCGAUGGCCAGGGGGUAAUCUCCUAUCGCUUCAAGAUGAAGAAAAUGAAGAUCCUGAAGGAUGUGAUCGCCUUGAAGUUCAAGACUUCAGAGAGCGACGGCAUUAUCCUGCACGGCGAGGGCCAGCAGGGCGACUACAUAACCCUGGAGCUGAGGAGGGCCAAGCUUCUGCUGCUGAUAAACCUGGGUAGCAACCAGUACGGCUCCAUCAUGGGGCACACGUCGGUGACGAGCGGGAGUCUGCUGGACGACAGCCACUGGCACUCGGUGGUCAUCGAGCGCUACCGCCGCAACGUCAACUUCACCCUGGACCGCCACACGCAGCACUUCCGCACCAACGGGGAGUUCGAUCACCUGGACCUUGAUUACGAGCUGAGCUUUGGAGGCAUGCCUUUCUCUGGGAAGCCCAGCUCAGGAGGCCUGAAGAACUUCAUCGGCUGCAUGGAAAGCAUCCACUACAACGGCGACAACAUCACGGACCUCGUCCGCAGGAGGAAGCUGGACAUCUCCAGCUUCCGUAACCUCACCUUCUCGUGCGUGGAGCCCCACACGUUCCCCGUCUUCUUCAACGGCACCAGCUACCUGCAGCUGCCGGGGCGGCGGGAGUCGGAGGUGGUGUCGCUGAGCUUCCACUUCCGCACCUGGAACCCGAGCGGGCUGCUCCUGUACAGCGCCCUGGCGGACGGGAUGCUGGAGGUGGCGCUGACGGAGGGCAAGGUCAGCGUGCACAUCAACGUCACGCAGAGGAAGAGCACGCGCAUCGACAUUUCCUCAGGCUCCGGGCUCAAUAACGGGCAGUGGCACGACGUGCGCUUCCUGGCCAAGGAGAACUUCACCAUGCUGACCAUCGACGGGGACGAGGCCUCCGCUGUUCAGACCCACACCCCCAUCCAGAUACGGAGCGGGGGCGUGUACUACUUUGGAGGCUACUUUCGGCGCGGCAGCGCGGCUCCCUCACAGCGGUCCUUCCAGGGCUGCAUGCAGCUGAUCCACGUGGACGACCAGCUGGCCGACCUGACCUCGGUGGACCGGAGCGAGCUGCGCUUCUUCGAGAACGUCAGCCUGGACAUGUGCGCCAUCAUAGACAGGUGCAUGCCGAAUCACUGCGAGCACGGGGGCGGGUGCAGCCAGACCUGGGACAGCUUCAGCUGCGCCUGUGACGGGACGGGAUACGCCGGAGCCACCUGCCACUCCUCGGUCUACGAGCAGUCCUGUGAGGCCUACAAGCACCUGGGCAGAACCUCAGACACCUACUGGAUCGACCCGGACGGGAGCGGACCGCUGGGGCCCUUCAAGGUCAACUGCAACAUGACGGAGGACAAGGUGUGGACGACGGUGAUGAACAGCCUCCCCCAGCAGGCCCCGGUCAGCGGGUCGAGCAGGGAGAGCCGCACGGUGCUGCAGCUCAACUACAGCGCCACCAUGGAGCAGGUGUCCGCCAUUACAGACAGCGCUGAGCACUGCGAACAGCACGUAGCCUACAGCUGCCGCAUGUCCCGACUGCUCAACACGCCAGACGGCACCCCGUACACGUGGUGGGUCGGGCGUGGCAACGAGAAGCACUUCUACUGGGGCGGGUCAGCGCCCGGGAUCCAGAAGUGCGCCUGCGGGAUCGAGCGGAACUGCACCGACCCCAAGCACCACUGCAACUGUGACGCUGACCAGAAGCAGUGGAGAGAGGACUCUGGACUCCUGAUGUACAAGGAUCAUUUACCUGUGAGCCAGGUGGCUGUGGGCGACACGAACCGGCCCGGCUCAGAGGCGAAGCUGACCAUCGGACCGUUGCGUUGCCAGGGAGACAGUAACUACUGGAACGCGGCGUCCUUCAGCACGCCCUCCUCCUACCUGCACUUCCCCACGUUCGACGGGGAGACCAGCGCCGACAUCUCCUUCUUCUUCAAGACCUCGGCUCCCUACGGCGUCUUCCUGGAGAACCUGGGCAACACCGACUUCAUCCGCCUGGAGCUCAAAUCCCCCACGGUGGUGUCCUUCUCCUUUGACGUGGGGAACGGGCCAGUGGAGCUGAGGGUGCGGUCCCCCGCGGAGCUGAACGAUGACCAGUGGCACCGGGUCAGUGCGGAGCGCAGCCUGAAGGAGGCCAGCCUGCUGCUGGACCUGCAGUACAGAGAGGUCCGGCCCGCCCCGGCCCAGGGACACACCCGCCUGGAGCUCUACAGCCAGCUGUAUGUGGGUGCGGCCGGGGGCCAGCGAGGCUUCCUGGGGUGCAUCCGUGCCCUGCGGAUGAACGGGGUGACCCUGGACCUGGAGGAGAGGGCGAAGGUGACGCCGGGGGUGAAGCCGGGCUGCUCGGGGCACUGCACCAGCUACGGCAUGUACUGCCGCAACGGGGGAAAGUGCGUGGAGAAGUACAACGGCUACUCGUGCGACUGCCUCUCCACGGCCUACGACGGGCCCUUCUGCACUAAGGACGUGGGCGGGUUCUUCGAGGCGGGCACGGUCCUGAGGUACAGCUUCCUGCCUGAGGGGGGGGCGGCGGCGGCCGUGAAGGAGGCGAAGGGCCUGUCCCAGACUCCGCUCAGCGAGGCCAACCUGACGCGGGAGGAGGUGUCCCUCAGCUUCAGCACCUCCAGCGGCCCCGCCGUCCUGCUCUACGUCAGCUCCAGGACACAGGACUACCUGGCCAUGGUGCUGCGGCAGGACGGAACACUACAGGUUCGCUACAACCUGGGUGGGCUGAAGGAGCCCUUCACCAUCGACGUGGACCAGCGCAACAUGACCAACGGCCAGCCACACAGCGUCAACAUCACCCGCAACGAGAGGAGCAUCCAACUGCAGCUGGACCACUACCCUGCUGUCAGCUAUACCCUUCCUGAUGCGUCCGACACCACUUUCAACCUCAUCAAGACCCUGUUCCUGGGGAAGAUCUACGAAACGGGUCAGAUCGACCCGGUCCUGAUCUCGAAGUACAACACGCCGGGCUUCGUGGGCUGUCUGUCGCGGGUGCAGUUCAACGGGAUCGCCCCUCUGAAGGCCGCGCUGAGGUCACGCAUCGCCGCGCCCGUCUCCGUCCAGGGGAAGCUGGUCGAGUCCAACUGCGGGGCCUCCCCCCUCACCAUCCCGCCAAUGUCUGCAGCCACCGACCCCUGGCACCAGGACUCAGGCGCUGAGUACCCAUUCAACGAAGAGAAGGUGGUGCCAGAUGGAGUUAACCGCAACUCGGCAAUAAUUGGAGGUAUAAUCGCCGUGGUGAUCUUCACCAUCCUCUGCACACUCGUGUUCCUGAUCCGGCACAUGUUCCGUCACAAGGGAACGUACCACACCAAUGAGGCCAAGGGGGCGGAGUCAGCGGACAACGCCGACGCCGCCAUCAUCGUCAACGACCCCAACUUCACGGAGACCAUCGACGAGAGCAAAAAGGAGUGGUUUAUUUAACGGGACACUUUC